UCACAGCAUUACAACAACAACCAUGUUCAAGAAAACUUUGUUUUCCAUUUUACUGCUGGCGCUUGCCAUGCAUUCGGUAAAUGGCAAGCCAGCGUGUGGUUGUGCAAGCUCGAGGGCGCCCCCACCAUCAUCGCCCCCGCCAUCAUCGCCACCGCCUUGUCAGCCGGCAACGCCCGAACCUUGUGUCGCCAAGCAGGAGACCACCACGAGCACGACUAGUAACCCGUGCGUCACCACAGCAGCGCCCAAAGUACCCUGCAUCGAGCAGAAGAUCCCCUCGACAACGACCACGACAACCACGACAACCACGACACCUGCCCCUACUACAUCUACCACUACUACGACGGUGGCGCCCUCCACCUCAACGGCCGCUCCCAAGACUGACUGCUCGAACGGUGAUAUUUACCCCAUUAGCGUGGGCGGCUGCAACCAGUUCCUGAUGUGCAACAACAGAGUGUACAUCCUGAUGGUCUGUCCGUCGGGGCUCGGCUUCAACUUCCAGACUAAGACCUGCGAGCGCUCAGACAACGUGCCCGCUUGUAGUGCACGUAGCUAA
This is a messenger RNA of Papilio machaon (common yellow swallowtail), 556 nucleotides long. RefSeq names its product integumentary mucin C.1-like. Gene Ontology annotation, cellular component: extracellular region. The transcript has 2 exons. The record is from RefSeq and is a predicted model, not a curated record. Gene Ontology annotation, molecular function: chitin binding. NCBI's taxonomy places the organism in Eukaryota, Metazoa, Arthropoda, Insecta, Lepidoptera, Papilionidae. The coding region runs from base 23 to 556 and encodes 177 amino acids.